CACCUAAAUAAUUUUCUCUCCAUCUCCGGAGCAAAUCCCAGCCACUUUCUCCCCCAUUUCUCAGUUCCCACCCGCCCGAGUAAAAGUCAGUUUAUAAUUUUCUCCCCACUUUCUCCCAAACCAAACAACUUUCUCUCUCUACCCGUCUACGAAUUUUCAAUCUUUUUCCUUUUUUAAACUGACCCAAUUCCCUAAAAAACAAAAAACACAAACAUGCCACCACAGAAUUACUAAACAUUCCCUUCACCAAACACAAAAAAAUUCCUGACUUUUCAUUUUCAGGUUAAACCAACUGAGUUAAUAAUGGAGGAGAAACGAGUCGAAGAAGAACUCAGAAACUCUUUAUUAAUCUCAGAACGACUCCGUUUAGCCGUCCAAGAAGCCGAUUCCUUCAAACAAGAGUGCACAAGCAUCGGAAACUACGCCGCCGUACUCUCCGACAAGCUCCGUUCACUACUCCGUUUCACCGGCUCUUCCCAAUCUUUCUACGACCGUCCAGUUCGCCGUACAGUUUCCGACGUCGUCAAGAAUUUUGAUCGCGCGCUAACGCUCGUCAAGAAAUGUAAACGACGGAGCGUUCUCCGCCGUGUCGUUACGAUUAUUAGCUCGGCGGAUUUCAAGAAAGUUCAGAGUGUUCUAGAAGCUUCCGUUGGUGAUGUUAAAUGGCUCGAAAGUAUUUUAGGGUUUGGAGGUGGCGACGACGGCGGUGGAGAUUUUGGUAUUGAUUUAACGUUGCCGCCGAUUGCUAGUAAUGAUCCGAUUCUGGCUUGGGUUUGGUCUUCUAUAGCUUCGAUUCAUAUGCGUAAUUUGAAUGAUAAAAUUGAAGCCGCUAAUCAGCUAGCGCAGCUGGCUAAAGACAAUGAUCGGAAUAAACAAAUAAUUGUCGAAGAAGGCGGGGUUGCGGCGGUUUUAAAGCUGUUAAAGGAGAAAAACUCGGUAGAAUCGCAGGUUGCGGCCGGGACGGCGCUGCUUUAUUUGGCUAAUGAUGAGGACAGAGUUAGAGCCAUUGUUGAUGAGCAAGGGGUUUCUUUAAUUGUUAAAGUUUUGGCCGAUUCGCCUAUGAUGGUGCAGAGUUUAAUGGCGAGUUUAGUUGCACGGAUGGCGGAACAUGACUCAGUUGCACAGGAUGAUUUUGCUCGAGAGAAUGUGAUCAGACCGCUUGUUACUCUGUUGUCGUUCGAGAAAUUCUCCGAUGAACAAUUGGUUCAGAUGGGUAAGCAUAGUAUUAGUAUUCAUUCUAUUGUUCAGAUUAAUAAAGAAAUGGAUAGAUUUUCGGUUAAUGGUUCGAAGAGUAAUCAUAGCUUUAAACCGUAUGUGAAUUCGUAUUCGAGUGUUCAUUCUGAUAGCGGUAGUAGUAGAGGUGGUAGUGUUAAUAAUAAUAAUAAUAGGAGGGAAAGAGAGAAUGAGAGACCGGAAGUUAAGCUUAAACUGAAAAUUAGUUGUGCUGAGGCUUUGUGGAUGCUUGCGAAAGGAAGUGUGGCGAAUAGUAAGCGGAUAACGGAGACUAAAGGGUUACUCUGUUUGGCGAAAUUGGUCGAAAAGGAAGAAGGAGAGUUGCAAUAUAAUUGUUUGAUGACUAUAAAGGAGAUAACUUCCGCGGCUGAGUCCAAUGCGGAUCUUAGACGUGCAGCCUUCAAGACGAAUUCGCCUGCUGCGAAGGCGGUUAUUGAUCAGCUCUUGAGAGUGAUUAAAGAGUCCGAUAGUCCGACAUUGGAAAUGCCUGCUAUAAAAGCAAUUGGUUCAUUGGCUAGGAUUUUUCCGGCCCGAGAGACUUGGGUCAUUGGUCCAUUAGUGGACAAGCUUAGUAGCGGAAGUCAAGAAGUGGCGACUGAAGCUGCCAUUGCGCUGGGAAAAUUUGCAUGUGAGGAUAAUUUUCUACGCGAAGCACAUUCCAAGGCUAUAGUCGAGUUCAAUGGCAUACCGCGGUUAAUGAAAUUACUGAAAGGAAACGAGCGGGCACAGUUGUACGGAUUGAUUCUUUUAUGUUACCUGGUAUUACACGCCGGAAACAAUCAGGCGUUGGAGCAAGCUAGGGUUUUGAAUGCCCUCGAGGGGGUAGACCGGACAGUGAUCGCACAACAUACUGAGUUGAGAGAAUUGGUGUUCAAGGCAAUACGACAUAUCAAUCUGUACCACACCAGCAGUCAUUCUCAAUUGUUGUCUUAUGUUCCUUGACACUAUUCUUUGAGUGAAUAAUUUCUUUUGUUCAUAGUUAAAUCAGGUGGCUGCUUACUUUUAGAAAGAAAAUGAGUACAGAAACAUAACAAUGAUUCCAUAAUUCAUUUCUUGAUUAACUGCUUCAAGAGGAGACUGUCUUUUCUUGGCAAUUUUGGUUGGUGAA
Mercurialis annua (annual mercury) is the source of this 2341-nucleotide messenger RNA. RefSeq lists its product as uncharacterized. The transcript has a single exon. The coding region runs from base 304 to 2175 and encodes 623 amino acids. NCBI's taxonomy places the organism in Eukaryota, Viridiplantae, Streptophyta, Magnoliopsida, Malpighiales, Euphorbiaceae. The record is from RefSeq and is a predicted model, not a curated record. Gene Ontology annotation, molecular function: protein binding. Gene Ontology annotation, biological process: cell surface receptor signaling pathway.